This is a messenger RNA of Neodiprion virginianus, 4100 nucleotides long. RefSeq lists its product as uncharacterized. The coding region runs from base 1039 to 3717 and encodes 892 amino acids. The transcript is spliced from 5 exons. NCBI's taxonomy places the organism in Eukaryota, Metazoa, Arthropoda, Insecta, Hymenoptera, Diprionidae. The record is from RefSeq and is a predicted model, not a curated record.
CAAGAUCGUGAAUCGUCUUUUGUCAAACAAUCAGUUAAAUCUGCGUACCGUACCAGGUACGAGCAAGGUCAAUGCAUUCGAUAAGUCAUCGCGUGUGUCCUAAUUAUUUGUGCCUAAAGUUGUUCGGAUCGUCUCAUAUCGCGAUACCGAUAUAGCCGUGUGCAAAAUUGUAAUAAAGUUGUGCAGUUUUUAUCGAAACGCAGUAUGGUUUUUAGAAAUUGAAUGUGCGUGAGUUAUUUCAGUGUUGUGACCGUAGCAUCGGAUGGAACAGGUCUAAUUGGACGGAUUCUCCACCUUCGAAUUCCCAGAAGCUCCGCGCAGUAAAUAACUCGCCGGGAUUCAGAAAUGGCUUGCCGGAAUACCAGGUUCUAUUUCACCGGGAAAACGGCCUGAUUCUCGAGGUCGGAUAAGGUAAGAAGGGGGGGAGAAAGGAGGAGGGAAAAUAGGGAAAAGGAGGGAGGGAAUUCAGACGUCUUAAGGAAUUUCGGGAAAGACGGAUGAGAGCUGGAAAAUCAUUCGGAACACUGCAUCGGAUAUUCGUGAUCGAAGAGCUGAACGAUAAAUUAAAUUUGAAAAGCAUCGCGUGACGCGGUGACAACUUGUCUGAAGUUAUUUUCUGAAAAUUAUUCGAUUUUUCAAUAUGCGUCAAUGUUCGGGAAUAAACGCUUCUAGAGAGAAAAAUUCAUUUACACGCUACUCGGUCUGAAGUAAACAAGAAGAAGAAGAAGAAGAAGAAGAAGUGUGUUUGACUUUUUAGUUUUUUUAACGCGAAAGUGAACAUCGAACUAUGCAUUACGAUAUAAAAAUGAAUACGGUGUUUCAACGACGAUGAACGUGGAAACAAGGGUUGAAAGAUAAGAGAGAAAUUGUUGAAAUAAAUCGAGUGAAAAGUUUGAUUUCUUUCUUAAACACUGUGACAAGUGCGGUAGAGUGAUAUUGAGCAGGAAAAAAAUUUUGUUUCGUUUGUUCUCAAUCCGAUCGAGUGACAAAUUUACGCAAUCUACUUGAAUCAAGAUUUUGCCGUAUUUUGGAUCAGCCAUGAUGGCCGGAUCGGGAGUCAACCUUGGGGGCACCGCGAUGCUGCGGACCCGCCGAAGAGACAUCAGCAUAAAACCGAAUCGACGUCUCGACCGGAAGUCGUCACGCGGAAUGAUAUACGAGAACGAGGAACUGCGCCUCAGGACGAUCAACAUAAACGCCGAGGUUGAACAAGGUCAAAACGACAUAAAGAAACUCAGGAGGGAGAACGAGCAGCUAAGGAGGGAAAUCUGGAGUCUACGAGAUGAAUACGACAAGCUUGAGGAACUCGUCAAGUCGCAGAGCGCCCAUGGAAGCAGCGAUGAACUCGAAGGUCGCUCCGGGGAAGAUGACAACCCGGAUGAUUCGUACGCGGAGUAUUCUGGGGAUGAGAACGUAGCUGACGAGGAGGAAGAGGAGGAGGAAGUGGAGGAGGAGGACGAAGAGGAGGUGACGACGAAUAACGGUAAGAGCCACGAGGAGCGCCUAGACAACGCCGAGAACCAGAAGAUAUCAGCAUCGGAGAAGAUGAACUCCGGUUCGUUGCACCGUCUCCACGUCGAGUUCGACGAUUUAUCGAUAGUCGACGAGGAGGAGGAGCUCAAGAAGGACAAAGACAAGAAGGAACCGACGGUCGCAUCGACUGACGAGGGUCAAGCCACGCGGGAAUCCGAGGUCCAGAAGACACCGAGUGACCAGUCGCAAGACGGAGCCUUUCGUUACUUCCCGUCGACCUUCGACCUGCAGCUCGGAACGCUGACCGCGGCCGAACGGCAGUACUUUAACGACUGUCCUUUCGUUUUUCCAAAUACAAGCGACCCAAACUACCCGAAAAUGGUAAUGUCACCGCGACCCACGAUGUACAACGGGCACCUAACCCCGUUACCGAACCUUGACACCCCUGGUAUCGGACACGUCGACUCGAUAUUUGGCCCGACAGUCCAAACUCAGGAAUCCUCGGUGAUUCCGAGUCUUCCCCAGCGGCGGAACAUCCGGUUCAAGCAGCCCGUGCGCCUUUUUAAGGACCCCUUUUGCAAGAACCCGAGCUCAGGGACCAGUCCGAACUCCUGCGAGUCGGUCGGUCAGAAUGGAUGGGACUUCGGAGUGAGGCUCAGGGACCAGGUCACUGAGUCUUCUGCGCCGCCGAGUUCCGCCGAUAAGCCGAAGCACUUCUUCGCCCCCCUGCCGUCCAAGAUGAGGACUCAGCGAAGCCCCGAACCUACCACGACCACCGGCACCAGCUCCAGCAGUGAUAAGACGAGCUCGACCGUGGUAUCGCGGAACCAUGUGAUCGGCAAAGGUACCGCUGACGUCUACGUCAGCGGAGGAUAUCCGCUGGGUGGCGACAGAGAAGGGCAGCCGGGUGCCUUCGUGACCUCGGAGGACCUGCUUAUCGAGGGGGCCGGUAAUACCGCGUGCAAACAGGGCUCCGGCAAUCCGUUGGUGAAGUCACUGUCCUGCCAGGACUUGUCGAGCGAUCCCCAGAGUCUGCCGUUCGCUGAGAAACUGAAGAUGUUCAACGCGGAGAACCUUGUUGCGAAGAGCGACAACACGCUGGACUCUAUAUCCAACACCCCCAGGCCGUACAAGAGCCAACUUAAUGUCACCUUGAAGCUGCCCAAACCCAGGGUUCCCUCGAGUCCCGACACCCCCGAGAUACCCCGACUACCAACCAUCAACUACAGGCUCUUCAACAACCCCUUUCUUCAAAGCUUCGAACAGGAAUGUAAAAACUACAAGAAUUACGCUCCCGUCGAGUCCCCCAUAACGCGGCCUCUGUCGGUCCAGGUUAGCGAGGCGGUGCCGCCGUGCAAUCCGGUGAACGGAUACUCGAGAGGACAGAACCAGCUCGAGAGUGACUCGCGGAUGCUGUUGAUGGCCGCGAAUCAGUUCCGGAAUCUGGAAUCGGAUGCCAAUACUGGUGUCCAGUCCACACCACGACUUCCACCGCUUGGGUUCGAGGUGACAUCUUUCGAGGGACCGAAUCCUCAGAGUCAGCGUCUUUAUCACGGGCCGAUUGUCUUCCCGGGUGGGAUUUCGGGGGCACCAAUGGUACCCAGGAUGGUCUACGACGGUGCGAACCGGGUUCCGGCCCAGACGCAGACAUCGAUAGACGGCGAUUCUCACGUCGACGAAACGCAGGAUAAUCAGACCCCCGGUUCGCCGGUUACGUUGAGGAGGAAACGGACCCUCAGGAAGGAGCGAUCGGGGUCGAUAAAGGAUAAGCGACCGCUAUCGCCGGCCGCUCAACGCCGCAAGGAUCGCCUAAGGAAGCAGAGCAGUGUUACGUCCAGCACAGAUCCGCCACCCGAAUCUCCCGCCAAGACUUCGCUCAAGUCGCGAAAGCUCAGCGUUACCACGACCUCGGAGCCCGUUGACAAGAACGAGAGUCGAUCCUCUUCAUCCGGUCAGGAUUCGCCCAAGAAGGCCGAACAACGACGCAGGGUCUCCUUGUAUUUCAACGCCAAAAAGAGGCCCUCCAUCGUUACCACCAGGACCGACCGAAGAUCCAGCGUUGAGAGUUCCAGGGAGGGCAGGUUCUCCCUUAGACGCGAAGCGCUCGACGCUACCACGACCAACUCUGAACGGGAGAGAACGAACUCCGUUAGUAGCAGGGACACCGUGUCCAAGGGCAGGAAACUCAGUACCGGAAGUGACAAGGUUCCUUGGUGCGCUUGCUGGGGAAACGGAUGUGUUUGAUACUGAUCAGUUUAAGCUCGUAACUAUAAACUUGUGCCGCUGACUUGUCAAGUUGGUUGAGUUCACGCGCGAAUUCAGUUAGGAUCGUGGACUUGCAGACGUCAGGUUGAAUUAUUCUACACUCGGAAAUCGAACACUCACAGUUUGCGUGGAUUUCCGUUAUCGUCUAAGAACUGUACCACGAAUAGAGAUCAAGUGUUUAUUGUAUUCGAGUAUCGAAAGAUGGACUCUUCAAAAACCGCAAAGUGUCGAUACCGAUUGAAGUAGACCUAUUCGUAAUUACACAGUCCGUCGGGAGAUAAUCCUAAAAAUUCAUCCAAUGUCCCGAAAGGAAAAAAAACACCAGAGAAAUGAACAAUUUACUACUAGACUAGGUUAUACAU